GACAGCGAGGCUACGGGUGCAGCUAUAGUGGCGGCCGCCCGGUCCCAGAUAGGAGUGCCCUAUUCAUGGGGUGGGGGCGGCUAUAAAGGCAAAUCCAAAGGCAUAGGUCGCGGGAAUAAUACCGUAGGCUUUGACUGCUCCGGACUGGCCCAGUAUGCCGUGUAUACGGGCACCGGCAAAAUCAUCGCGCGCAUAUCUAGACAACAGUAUAAGGACAGCCAAUGUAAACGCGUGGCCUAUGAUAGUCGUGAGCCUGGUGACUUAGUGUUUUUUGGUUCACCAGUGCACCAUGUUGCUAUUGUCAUUAAUGCUACCUUCAUGAUUGCAGCCCCACAUACGGGUGAUUACGUGAAAGAGCAGGUUAUUUAUGCCGAAGAGAGACAGCCAUUUGUUAGGCGUUGUUUUUGUGACUGCGACGCUACGGGUGCUGCUAUAGUGGCCGCCGCCCGAUCCCAAAUAGGAGUGCCCUAUUCAUGGGGUGGGGGCGGCUAUAAAGGCAAAUCAUUGGGCACCGGCUCGGGGGCCCAUACAGUGGGGUUUGAUUGCUCUGGACUGGCCCAGUAUGCCGUGUAUAAGGGCACUAACAAAAUCAUCUCGCGCACUUCCGGACUUCAGUAUACAGACAGCCAUUGCAAACGGGAGGCCUACGCCAAUCGUCAGCCUGGUGAUUUGGUGUUUUUUGGUUCGCCAGUUCACCAUGUUGCUAUUGUCUCGAGCGCUACCCAAAUGAUCGCAGCCCCACAAACCGGCGAUCACGUGAAAGAACAGGCUAUUUAUGCCGCAGAAAGACAGCCCUAUGUUGAACGUUGUGACUGCGAGGCUACGGGUGCAGCAAUUGUGGCGGCCGCCCGGUCCCAAAUAGGAGUGCCCUAUUCAUGGGGUGGGGGCGGCUAUAAAGGCAAAUCCAAAGGCAUAGACCAGGGCGCCCAUACAGUGGGCUUUGACUGCUCCGGACUGGCCCAGUAUGCCGUGUAUAAGGGCACCAACAAAAUCAUCUCGCGCACUUCCCAACUCCAGUAUAAGGACAGCCACUGUAAGCGUGUUACCUACUCCAGCCGUAAGCCUGGUGAUUUGGUGUUUUUUGGUUCACCACCCCACCAUGUUGCUAUUGUCUCGAGCGCUACCCACAUGAUCGCAGCCCCACAUACCGGCGAUCACGUGAAAGAGCAGGCGAUUUAUGCCACAGAGAGACAGCCAUAUGUUGAACGCUGCUAUUAA
This is a messenger RNA of Medioppia subpectinata, 1218 nucleotides long. NCBI's taxonomy places the organism in Eukaryota, Metazoa, Arthropoda, Arachnida, Sarcoptiformes, Oppiidae. The record is from the annotation of a GenBank genome assembly.